Messenger RNA from Acanthosepion pharaonis, 588 nucleotides. NCBI's taxonomy places the organism in Eukaryota, Metazoa, Mollusca, Cephalopoda, Sepiida, Sepiidae. The record is from the annotation of a GenBank genome assembly.
AUGAAUCCCAUCGCUGAAUCCCACCACUGCAUGAAUCCCCAUGCUGAAUCCCUCCACUGCAUGAAUCCCAUCGCUGAUUUCUUCCACUGCAUGAAUACCAACGCUGAAUGCCUCCACUGCAUGAAUCCCAUCGCUGAUUUCUUCCACUGCAUGAAUCCCAUCGCUGAAUGCCUCCACUGCAUGAAUCCCACCGCUCAUUUCUUCCACUGCAUGAAUCCCAUCGCUGAAUCCCUCCACUGCAUGAAUCCCACCGCUGAAUCCCUCCACUGCAUGAAUCCCACCGCUGAAUCCCACCACUGCAUGAAUCCCCACGCUGAAUCACUCCACUGCAUGUAUCCCACCACUGAUUUCUUCCACUGCAUGAAUCCCAUCGCUGAAUCCCACCACUGGAUGAAUCCCCAUGCUGAAUCCCUCCACUGCAUGAAUCCCAUCGCUGAAUCCCACCACUGCAUGAAUACCAACGCUGAAUGCCUCCACUGCAUGAAUCCCAUCGCUGAUUUCUUCCACUGCAUGAAUCCCAAAGCUGAAUCCCACCACUGCAUGAAUCCCCAUGCUGAAUACCUCCACUGCAUGAAUCCCAACGCAUGA